Microthlaspi erraticum is the source of this 633-nucleotide messenger RNA. Lineage: Eukaryota; Viridiplantae; Streptophyta; Magnoliopsida; Brassicales; Brassicaceae. The record is from the annotation of a GenBank genome assembly.
AUGGCAGAGACGCAGAACAAGUCGAUAAAAAUAAGACCCAUCCUCCACGUGUUUGCAUGCAUGUGCCUCCACUUCUGGAACCUGUCUCCAUUUCUUUCACCUUCUCUCUCGAACCUCACACGUCUCUCCUCUCUCAUCCUCUCCGAUAUGGCUGACCGAACAAACCCUAGCCACAGGCCCACCUACGGCUCCACCACCGUCCCACGCAGUAGCCAUCCAAUCGCAUCUCUCAUCCGUCAGCUACAAUCACACGCUCCUAAUAGUUACUCCGGCCAGCGCUUCGGCUUCCUCGCAUUCUUCAUCUCCGGUGGAGUCCUCCUCUUACUUACCGGUAUCACCUUCACAGCUUCCGUCCUUGGAUUCAUCGCUUUCCUUCCAAUCAUCAUCAUCUCAAGCCCUAUAUGGAUCCCUUUGUUCCUCAUCGCUACCGGAUUCUUGUCUCUCGCUGGUUUCCUCUUUGCUACUGGGGCUGUCGUCUCGUGGACGUACAAGUAUUUUAAAGGCAUGCAUCCACUCGGGUCGAAUCAGGUGGAUUAUGCUCGGAGUCGGAUCUAUGACACGGCGGCUCAUGUCAAAGAUUAUGCUGGUGGGUACCUUCACGGUAAGCUGAAAGAUGCGGCGCCUGGUGCAUGA